Molecule: messenger RNA, 1296 nt
Organism: Orussus abietinus
Lineage: Eukaryota; Metazoa; Arthropoda; Insecta; Hymenoptera; Orussidae
Product: cyclin-dependent kinase 2-interacting protein
Exons: 4
Coding region: 279-836 (185 amino acids)
Source: RefSeq, a predicted model, not a curated record
GCUUUGUUCGCGUUAUAUCUCUGGUUAUAUCAGGGUUAUAUACACUUUCGGCAUACGAGUGCACUUGCCCGCUGUUGCCUUUGGUUGCCCUGGACCAUAGACUGCCAUGGACAGAGCAGGAUAGAGAGCAUGAAACAUUUACAGUGGCGGGAGAGUUACCUCAUUUCUGGUUAAAUCAAAUUGCGAAACCGGGCCUAAAUCCUAAUAUAUUAUGCGAAUAAAGUAUAUACAUUUACAUAGAAAAAAAUAAAAGGUACGUCCUCUUCCGAGUGACAAUUAUGCAAAUUUCACCAGCGAAAGGUGAACAAUCUCCGCUGGCAAAAUUGUUUCGGGGAAAAAAUCUUACUGGCAAUCCUCGUAUUGUCAGAGAUUUAGUUGCUAGUCUGCAUAAUAAUAUUCAAGAGUGGAAUAUCAUCCACUUACAUGGCCUGGACAUUUUAAAAAAUAUAACAAGUAUUAAAAAAGAUGGGGAAUAUUCAAAUCAAUUGGACAUUCUUUGUAAUGAUUUAGAAGACGAUUGCAUUAAAUUGCACGAAAUUGUUAAAAAUUUGGAACAUCUUUCGUAUCAAUUAAGGACUGCAGUAUUAUUAAAAAAGGAACCUAAGAAUCUAUUUUUGACAUGGCCAAUUGAAAAAUAUGGACAUGUGGCAGAAAUCAUAUACAACGCAUAUAAAAAUGAGGUUGCUGUUAAAUACAGCAUCCUUGAAAAUGUAGCUCAUGACCAUCGAGAAUCUGCAAAGAUGCUACACUUGGCUAUGUGGGUUCGACAAGUGGAAAUACCUGAGAACAUAAAUUUAUUAUUAGAGUCUAUGCUACUUGAAACUGGAUUUCGAUGAUCCAGGCUAGAACAUGAUUGCAUCUUAGAUGGCCAGUUAUUCUCAAGUAAGGAAUCAACAUAACACCAUUAACAUUACAACUACCAAGACGGGUCAAAAUGACUUGUUUCGAAUGACUCAUCUUAUAAAAAACAAUCUGCCGGUCGUUCUAGUGUUAAGGUAUUUUAAUUGGCUCUACACUUAACUCCCUUUUAGAUAAAUAAUCAAUGAAAAAGUUAAAUACAUUUUUUUUUCAAGCGGCUCAUUGACACUAAAACUACUGACAGUUUAUAUACAGAAUGGAGCGUUAUACUCGAAAUGCCAUCAUAUGUAAUAACUCAUUUCUUACCGAAAAACCUUAAAAAACUUUGUAUCAAAUAUACUUAUUUUCAAAUUAGUUUUCUCAGAAAACGUAGUCUGAAAAAACUGACUUAUAAACUAAAGAUUGUAUGACAAAAAUAAAUAAAAUCUAUUUAACUGA